AUGGAGGGCUGCUACUCUAAGUUUCGCCGCUGCAAGAAUGCUUCGCACGGCGCCCUGGCUACGGAGGAUCCGGACAAUGCGCAGGCCAUGGACCGUCUCAGCAACAGGUACGCCGACCUCAACGCGGAAGCCGAUGCAAUGCAGACCUUCAAGCUGGAUGACCAGCUGGACAUGAUCAAGAAUAUUGCAGGCUUCUUAGAAGAUGACCUCGAUCGGAAGGUCGGCCUCUUCAGCGGCGGAUGGAAGGUCCGAAUCGGUGUCAGCAAGAUCUUGAUGCGGUCGCCUGAUAUCCUCCUCCUCGACGAGCCGACGAACCACCUGGACCUUGAAGCGGUUGAGUGGCUCGAAAAGUUCAUCAGAGUUUUGCAGAGCCCGGUCGUCGUAGUGACGCACGACCGUGAGUUCAUGAACCGCACAUGCAACAGAGUGGUCGAGACAGUCGAGGGCAUGACGUACACCUACAAAGGCAACUACACCGACUUCAUCCGGCAGAAGGAACAGAAGAUGGCUGACUGGAAGAAGAAGUUUGAUCUUCAGGAAAAGAAGAAGAAAGAGCUUGAGGAGUUCAUCAAGGUAAACCGAGGUGUGCAGUCUCUUGCCAACACGCGGCAGAAGCGCAUGAAGGAGUUGGAUGAGUUGAUGGAGAAUGCCAUGGACCCGCCUCCAGCUUUCGUCAAACGCAUUUCAUUCAGGUUCCCCGAGCCGGAGCGUGUGCACCGCGGCGGCGGGAACCUCGACAUCCUCGCGGAGUUGCGGGGUGUCAACCACGGCUAUGGAGAUGACGUGACUGCGCCUGAGUACGAACUCCUCAAGGACUGCGACUUCCAGGUCUGUCCCGGCGACAAGAUCGGCAUCGUUGGCGGUAAUGGCAAGGGCAAGCUUGUUUGCUGCUUCUUGGUGUAUGCAAAGGGACGAAGCGCUAGAUUGGCGGCUGGCAUCAUGGUGUUCCGCGCGAGCAUCACCAGCAUUACAUCCCUGCACACCUACGCCCCGUGCCUGAAUUGA
This is a messenger RNA of Symbiodinium natans, 1005 nucleotides long. The record is from the annotation of a GenBank genome assembly. Lineage: Eukaryota; Dinophyceae; Suessiales; Symbiodiniaceae.